Molecule: messenger RNA, 3886 nt
Organism: Dipodomys spectabilis (banner-tailed kangaroo rat)
Lineage: Eukaryota; Metazoa; Chordata; Mammalia; Rodentia; Heteromyidae
Gene: Znf496
Product: zinc finger protein 496
Exons: 10
Coding region: 372-2150 (592 amino acids)
Biological process (GO): regulation of transcription by RNA polymerase II
Molecular function (GO): RNA polymerase II cis-regulatory region sequence-specific DNA binding; DNA-binding transcription factor activity, RNA polymerase II-specific
Source: RefSeq, a predicted model, not a curated record
GCCCGCGCCGGACGCGCCGCGCCGGAGUCUGCGCCCUGCCGAGAGCCCGCUCGACCCGGCCGCGCGGGAAGGAUGAGAAGCUGCGCGUGCCCGGGGCGGGGCGGCUGCGAGCUUAUUUUGUAAAGUUCUCAAGAGCCAGGACAGUGACUUCAACUCCAGAGCGUGAAGAUAGUGACCUGCUUUGCACAUCUGUCCACCUUGGGUUUUCUCCAGUAGGACCUGGCCCCAAAGGGCUUCUCCAAAGGGCUGGUCUCUGUGGGCUUUGUCUGCUACCACCCAGAAACAACCUCAGGAAACCAGAGCAUUGAAGCCAGCGAUUUCUGUUUGGAAAUAGGGUCGUCUUCUGCUGCUGACCUCCAUCAAAUCCCAUCAUGCCCACAGCCCUAUGCCCCCGAGUCUUGGCUCCGAAGGAAAGUGAGGAGCCCAGGAAAAUGAGAAGCCCUCCUGGAGAGAACCCUACCCCCCAGGGGGAGCUUCCCAGCCCUGAGUCUUCCCGGCGCCUGUUCCGCCGAUUCCGCUACCAAGAGGCUGCAGGCCCCCGGGAGGCUCUGCACCGCCUCUGGGACCUGUGCCGGGGCUGGCUGCGAAUGGAGAGGCACACCAAAGAGCAGAUCCUGGAGCUCCUCGUGUUGGAGCAGUUUCUAGCCAUCCUGCCAUGGGAGAUCCAGAGCUGGGUGCGUGCCCAGGAGCCCGAGAACGGCGAGCAGGCUGUGGCUGCAGUGGAGGCACUGGAACGGGAGCCAGGGAGACCCUGGCAGUGGCUGAAGCACUGUGAAGACCCUGUGGUGAUCGAUGAUGGGGAUGGCCCCCCGGACCAAGAGCAGGAGCGUUUGCCAGUGGAACCCCAGAGUGACCUCACAAAGAGCCAGGACGCUCAGCCCGCAGCCUUGGCACAGGGCCUGGGGCUCCUAAGUAGACCACCAGGCCAGCUCUGCGAAGACCCAGAUAACGUCUUUUCCUGGAGCUCUGGAGUACACAAACUUACAGUUCCUCAGGAUAUUGUCCUUCAAGAGGAAAGCAUGAGAGAUGCCCAGCAGGUGACCACCUGCCACCUGCCCCCGAACCGGGUUUCUCCAUUUAAGGACAUGAUUCUAUGUUUCUCUGAAGAGGACUGGUCCCUUCUAGACCCUGCCCAGACUGGUUACUAUGGAGAGUUCAUCAUUGGAGAGGACUACGAGGUCUCAGUGUCUCCAAAUGAAGCACCAGCCCAGCCAGAUCUUUCCCAGGGAGAGGAGAGCGAGCCACGGGUUCCAGAGUUUCAGGACCUCCAGGGCAAAGAAGGGCCUCAGGUCCCCCAUUUGGACUUUCCUAGUCUUCAGCCAUUCCAGGUGGAGGAAAGAAGGAGGUGGGAGGAGCUACAGGUGCCAGGUCUGCAGGCCUGCCCACAGGUGAUGCUCCCACAAAGCAACUGUCCAGCCGGAGGUGACUCGCCACCCCUAAAGAAUGGCCUUGACCAGGAAGUGACCAUUGAGAUCGUCCUGUCCAGCUCUGGGGAAGAGGACUCCCAGCACGGCCCGUACUGCAGGGAAGAGCGAAGGAGCAGCCCGGAGAAGCAGCUGAGCAGCGCCGAGGUCCGGGGCGAGGGGCAGGCCUCCCAGAAAUCCUACGUGUGUCCAAACUGCGGGAAGAUCUUCCGCUGGAGGGUCAACUUCAUCCGGCACCUGCGGAGUCGUAGGGAGCAGAAGCCGCACGAGUGCUCGGUGUGUGGGGAGCUGUUCAGUGACAGCGAGGACCUGGAUGGGCACCUGGAGACCCACGAGACCCCGAAACCCUACAGGUGUGGCGUCUGUGGGAAGAGCUUCCGCCUCAACGCACACCUGCUCUCGCACAGGCGGAUACACGUGCAGCCAGACAGACUCAAGCCGGUGCAGAAGAGAGAGAAGCGGGAGUCAGAGAGCGAGGGCGGGGGCCCAGAGCCCCUGCUGGAAAAGAGCAAGGCCAAGCCGAGCACACAGUGCCGUGACUGUGGGAAGGGCUUCCAGAGGCAGGACCAGCUGCUCAGGCACCGCAGCACCUUCCACCUGAAGGACGAGGGGCGUCCCUUCCGCUGCCGGUACUGUGUGAAAAGCUUCGUGCACAAUUGCGACCUCCUCCGCCACGAGCGCCUACACAUGAAGCGGCGCUCCAAGCAGGCCCUCAACUCCUACUGAGCCCUCCCGGCGCAGCCACGCAUUGUACCCCUGCCCAGGACAGAGACAGCGGCUCUUCCUGCCCUUUGCUCUCAGGUAGUCUCCAACUUCUGGUGCCAUGGGAGCCCCCUUCCUCCUCCCCAGAUAAGGAGAGUGGCUUGCCCAGCCUUCCUUCCCAUUCUGCUGUGCCAAAAACCAGGGAAGGCAUGUCACCACCAGCUUCAGCAUGCUUCAUAUGCGUGUCGUAACGGACCCCCCCCCCACACACACACACCGUCUGGGACUCUCCUUAGAUCCUCAGCACACUCCCCCCAUCCUCCCCCCCCAGGUCAAGGGUAACUCUAGUUCCUGUCCAACUGCCAGUGGGAUGAUGGGCUGACAGGAAGGCCGUGGGACUGGGGCCCCAGUAGAGAGCAGGGCCAAACACUGAACUACGUCCUGUUUCCAGAAGCCAGCCCCAGCCCACCCUGUCCCAGGAGCACCCCACAGGUCCCAGAGGAUCACCAAGCCUUUAGCCUUGGCAGUGGGGGUAGACAUGCUCUGGCAGCCACGUGGCACGGAUGGGGAGCUCAUCCCAAGCAAGCUCCCGUUUAACCUCUUGCCUAUCUACUCCAACCUGCCUUUUUAUUUUUUUAAUCCUGAAGGUCCUUAGGAAAUGUGUGUUCGAUGCUGAGUUGCAUGGCCUUUAAGUUCCUCUUCCAUUCUGUCUGGGAGUGUGUAGCUCAGCCCUGGAGUCGGGGCUCUCUGGGCAGACGGCCCGGUGAAGUUGUGUCCUCCAUCGAUGCUGACUUGGAGGUGGUUGAGUUAAUUUCCCACCAGUAUUGCAGCACAGUAGCACAUGUCAGGGGACUACACUUGGACUUGGCUGCAUGUCCAGGUCGGGGGUCUGCAGAGCUGUUUUUUUCUGAGGCUGGAGGGACACUUGGUCUUACCCCAGACUUGCUGGUGUUUGGUCACAUUACACCUUUUUCCUUCACCACCACACAGCAGUUCUCCAUGUGUGUCUGUCUCCAUAUUUCCCUCUUGGAUAAGGAAGCCAGUCCCUGGCUCAGAGCCCACCCUACCUGUGCCAUAUAGCCUCAUCUGUAUUUGCAGUAACCAUUUCCUAGAGUCCCAUUCUGAGGUACUAGGGGUCAGGACUUGAACCUUGGGAUUUUGAGGACACACAGUUCAAGCCACAACUCCAACCUUAUGGUACUGUUGAUGGUCCUGACUCACAUGAGCCAAUACAAGCUUCAAUUGACUUGUUUGCCAUUCCAAUGAAGGUAGGAUCCAAACCCAAUAAUUGGCAUUCAGGGCUGCUGUUGUCAGGAUGGAAGAAUCUUCAUCCAUAGCCUUUAAAGGUCAAAUCCUGGGGGUCUGGACUGUGAGUGACAGACAGUUGGUAGUAAAACCUCAAACAAUCAACAACAUGGUCUUAAUUAUCCUGACAGACUGGUGAAGUGGGCCAGGCUUCGUGAGGAGGCAUGGAGGCUUGGGUAUAGCUGCGGCGGGGCCUGACACUAACUAACAGGCUGCUCCUCUGUGUUCUGUGUGAGACAGGAAGCCUGGGAAGAUGAACUUGAGGCUCCUGGUGCUCUUUGUCACUUGAUUUUCACUUCAAGAAGCCUCUACCCCAACCCAAUGAAAGAGUUACAUGAUUUUAUAACUAAAUUUCUAUUUCUGAGUAGCUGCAUCUAUAUGCCCAGGAAUAGUAAAUGCAAUAAAAUUAUUUGGUCUUAACUUGGAACAAGGAAUAAACUGCUAAAUGUCUGGUU